GGUUCCACAAAAGUGCACGUGAUGGCGCUACUGCAAACGGAAGCAUCAAUCUGAGGCAUCGAUCAUCGGUACCGGUAGUGGCAAAGCAAGCGGACACCGUUCGAUGCUCUUCCCAUCCUGAAUGUUACGUUAUGGCUUCCCGAACAUCUAUAACCUCGCACGCUCCUAACAGCACCAUCAGCGCAUUGGCCCAACUGUCAACCGGGAUAAUUCAGCAGGUUGAUUCAUCGAUAGCCACCGCAGUCACCACACCAGUGGACGACCGGUCCACUCAUGGAUCAACUGAUAAAUCGUCGAACAGUCUGACUGGACAUUGGGAUAUCGAAAAAUUUCGGCCCCAGUUCACGUACAACUUUGAUCGCGAGAAGAGCCUUGGCACGGGUGGACAAAGCCACGGUGUAUACGCGGCGACACCCAGUGCCGCAAAUGUACAACCUGGGAAAUUUGCUGUGAAGUGUAUUAACCCACGGGAUUCUAACCUGUCAACGAAUGAAGCUAUCAAGCAAAUAAUCAAGGAGUUCAAGACGAUCAUCGGGCUCGAUUCGCCUAACAAUCAUCUGGUCAAGUACCAUUAUUUGGACUGGGGAAUGUACAGUGACGCACAGGAGUUGCGGAUUUUGAUGGAGUACUGUGAAGGCGGGUCGCUUUCGGAGAAGAAUGAGAAACUGGAGAAAGCCGGCCAGCGAUACAGUCAAUCGGAAAUCGUACGCGACUUUACGGGAAUUCUCAACGGUCUCGCCUUUCUGCACGAUAAACGGAUUGUGCAUCGUGAUCUGAAGGGACAAAAUAUUCUCUUUACGGCCGACGGAACCGCCAAGAUUGCUGAUUUUGGCAUAUCGGUGCAGCUUGCCGGUAUGACAACGGGUUCGGGGGAUGCUGUCGGCGCCGCGGGAACGUACCCUUACAUGGCACCAGAGAAUUUCAACAAGGAUUUCGGCAAAACCGGUCGGAAGAGCGACAUCUGGUCGUUGGGCUGUGUCCUGCUGGAGAUGCUGCAGGGUCACGCUCCGAGGUAUUACCGCUUCGAAUCCGGCGACAAAAAAGUGGAACUGCGUGGAACGGAUAUUGCUAAAGCCUUAUCGGCGCAAGAGAAACCUUUCCGCUAUCCGCAGUUUAACCGGGAGAACUGUGGCGAUACAGAAAAGUUUGUGCGGGAUGCCGAGAAAUUUCUUGAUCUCUGCUUGAAAGCGGAUGCAUCCGAACGACCGACAGCAAGAGAUUUAUUGAAUCAUAAACUUAUUACGGGCGCUGUGAAAGGCAAGGCAAUGUUCCAAAAGCUUAAAUCGGAAGUAAUGGAACACACGAAGGGCGUCAGAAACGGACUAUUCCGUCAAAUUAAAAAGGAUCCACUGGGCGCGCUGCAGAAGGUGGUGCAAACUGGAUCGACUUUGGUCAAUACUCUACUGCAGCUGGCCGAUUUAGUUUCGGAUAAUAAUGAUACGGAAGUGCGACAGUCUAAUCAUGUGCAUCAGCAUCUGCACUUCCACAAUGAUGGCUCUGACGCCGAUUCUUCGGAAGAUGAUCAAAACGAUGACGAUGAUGAUGAUGAUGAUGGCGAUGCGAAUUAUCACACCAGUAGUGCUGGGUAUGGCUAUGAUGACGGUGAUGAUGAUUACGAGGAUACCGAUGAGCAGGAUGAAUCUAACUCUAAUGGCUCAGACUCGGAUUCUGACUGAGAGGCAACUGUAUUUUACCUCAACAAUCACACAAGCGUUUUCUACAAACUCUUACUUCGAUUUUACGAAUCAUUCCUAGAAUAUUAAAGCGCUGUGCGUGGAUAACUUACGUAUGUGUUGUGACGUACUUGUUGUUUGUUCCGUUAUGACUGUAUGACUUGUUGUCAUUUUCUAAUGCAAUAGCUUAACUAAUUAGUCUGAACAUUAUAACUUCAACUAAUUCUGUGGGCUUGCUUCUAGCUGAAAAGUCGAAUUAAGGUUUGUAGCAGAAUUUCUAUGUUAGCUCUAGGCUAAAAGGAAGUUCAUUUCCUUCCGUUUUGUUCUGUUUGCGUUGUUCGUUUAGUUGGGUGGUUAAACAUUUGGGAAGUUCCUGAA
This is a messenger RNA of Paramacrobiotus metropolitanus, 2051 nucleotides long. Its product is annotated as serine/threonine-protein kinase dst4-like. The record is from RefSeq and is a predicted model, not a curated record. Gene Ontology annotation, biological process: protein phosphorylation. Lineage: Eukaryota; Metazoa; Tardigrada; Eutardigrada; Parachela; Macrobiotidae. Gene Ontology annotation, molecular function: ATP binding; protein kinase activity. The coding region runs from base 132 to 1676 and encodes 514 amino acids. The transcript has 4 exons.